AUCUCUUUUGCACCACACCCUUAUCGGCUUGGCCGUGAGCCAACAUGAGCAACUACGACGGCUACGACGACGAGCCGCGUCGCUACCGCAGCGUUCGCACCCGACCACGUGACAGAGACGAACCAGACUACGUGCGCGAAGAGACGUACAUUGAGCGCGGAAAGGGCCCAGGACCGCGCGGCGCCGAAUUGGUCUAUCGCGGACGGGACGAUAGCAUCGAGGACAUUCCAAGAGACUUCCCUCCACCAGGCCGCCGCAGCACUUACCGCGAUUACGAUGACUACGAUGCACCACGCCGUACCAAGAGCGCAGCAGGCAGCAGGAGAUACUCAGAUGACUACGACGAUGGCUAUACCGACUAUGCCGCUCCUGCUGCUGCCGGUGCCGCAGGUUACGCUGCUGGACGUCGUCGAGACCGCGGUCGUGGACAUCGCGACGAUCGUGGCUACGAUAGUGACUAUAGCCGCUCUCCACCGCGCCGCGAACGCAAAAAGUCAGGCGUUGGCGACUUGGUAGAGUCUCUUGGUCUUGGCGGCCUUGUUGGCGGUGUGCUGGGCAGUAAAGACAAGGACCGUGAUCGUUCCCGCUCUCGUUCUCGCUCUCGAGCUGGCCGAUCUUCUUCUCGUCUCAGUCGCCGCGGUCACUCGUCAGACAGAAGUCGAUCUCGCGGACCAGGCAAGAACGGCGGCAAGACCGAGCGGAAAUGGGCCCAAGCAGCCCAAGCAGCCAUCGUCGCUGGUGCAGUCGAAGCCUUCCGCUCUCGCAACGAAGCUGGUCCGUGGACUGGCGAAAAAGGUCGACGCAUUGCCACCGCUGCUCUUGGUGCUGGUGGCAUUGAUGGCCUGAUCGACCGAGACCCAGAGAAGAAGUCAAAGCGUCACUUGGCCGAAGCUGUCAUUGGUGGUCUUGCUGCCAACAGACUUGCCAAUGGUCCUCGCUCCAAGUCUCGCGGUCGCGGCAUCGACUCACGCGACGUCUCUCCUGACAGUCGCGCCCCACGCUCUCGCAGCCGUAGCAUCAUUGACCGGUUCCGUGGACGCUCCCAAUCUCGCGGCCGUGCUCCGUCUGAAGGAGGUGGAGGAGGUGGAAGUAGUGGAGCCUUGAAAGGACUGGUUGGUGCCGGUGCCCUAGCCGCAGCUGGAAAGGCCGUCUAUGACCGGGUGAGGUCCAAGUCCCGCAAGAGACAAUCCCGAUCCCGCUCUUCUAGUGCAGACUCGUAUGUGCCUUCCCGCCGCCGUGCCCGUGAUAGGCGCCGCUCACCUCGUUCAGAUACGGGUACAGCCCGGACCGACGGAGUUUCCGAUCACGGAGGUCGCGAAGUCGCUCGCGGCGGUAGUGUGGGAGCCAGCACCAUUGAAGCUGGAGGAGGUGGUGGUGCUUUGACGCGGCACCCGCCUAAUAGAGGGGACUCCAACGACUCCAGCGAUAGUAGUUCUACCACUGACAUGGAAAAGACUCGGAAGCACAUGCGUGGCAAGGAGUUGAUUACGGCUGGUCUCGCUACCGUCGCGACCAUCCAUGCAGCUCAUGGCGUUUACUCAAGUAUGGAGGCUCACGAAAAGAGACAUCGACUAGUCCAAGAGGGUGAGAUGAGUCCUGAAGAAGCUCGCAAGAAGCAGACGAAAGCUUGGAUCCAAGAUGCCGCAGCUGUUGGUAUUGCCGCACUGGGUAUCAAGGGUGCUUUCUCAGAAUGGAAGGAAAUGAACGAGCAGAGGCGCGAAAUCAACGAAAUAGAAAAGCGGAAGGCGAACCGCCGCAAGAAGCGCAUUGCCCGCGAAAAGCAGGAGGAGCGAGAACGACACGAACGCAUGAUGAGUAUUCUGGAGCGCAACCCACAGCUGGCCGUGGGCUACAACAUGCAACAGAAUGGCUACAUGCCGUCCAACUACAGACCUUCUCCUGCCGCCGACCAGAGUGGGAACCCUUAUGCUUCGGCUGGCGGACACUAGAAGUAUCACGACCGGAAGCAUGAUCGACGACUUGACGCAGAAACAAGCUCAGUUCAAAGCUCAUUUCGCGAUUGGGAUCCCUUCGGUCGGCCUCGGCGCGAAUAGCCUCAUUUCCGACUCUUUCCUCUUUUCCUUUGGCCCUUCUUUUAUUUUCCAGCAACAUUGCGACUUCAUGCAUCAUGACCCAAAUACGACAGACACUCGAUGGCAUGAGACGAUGACAUUGGCGUUGAGCACGGUAAAUGGAUAUGGAGAGCUGCAUGAGAUACCAGGCGGUCACAGACAGCUGCAUAAUAUAUCUGCGCUGCUAUGAAUAUAUGAAACACGAAGAAGUGACUUGGGAGGCCGGUGCCUUCCGGCGUUGAUAGCUUUAUAUCGAUGCUUUACAGAAGACCUUUCAAGUGCAUAUCGGCGAUAGGUUUCUACAAUCCAGCCCUCAAAGCACUUUCAAGGAAUGCAGCACCAGACACAACCCCAUCCACAAUCUUGAUCCUCUUCCCUUGCUCCUCUCCAAGCAACUCAACACAAGCCUCCCUCACAGUCCCAUCCAUUCCACUCAUCCCCGAACAACCAAGACAUAUCGCUUUCGCCCCAGCUUCCAACAACUUCUUCGUCGCAGCUUUCAUCCUCCCAUCAACUUCCUCCUUAGGCGUCGUGUGAAGUUCAUUCGCAUUCAACCCCGUCGUCGUGGUCCCAAUAUACCUCUCACUCGUCUUCGUACCCAACAGUUCCUGAAUCGCUUCAUCUAGAAUCUCACUCCACUGCGAACCUGUCGAGACGAUGCCGAACGCAUCAUAGGUGUUGAGGAUUUGUAGGACGGUGGCAAUCGAGGAUUCGAAAAUCCCGGUUAUGGGUUUUUGAGGGAGGCCGGAUUCUAGUAGGGCUGUGCGGAGUUGGGGCACUAAGGGGUGUUGGGAGAAGCAGCAUAUGAGGAAGGCGUCGUAGUCGGCGAGUUUGGUGGUUAGAGGGGGGAGGCAGGCUUCGGCUGAGAUUUGGGCGUCGGAUUCGUUGUUUAUGCUGGGG
This is a messenger RNA of Pseudocercospora fijiensis CIRAD86, 2972 nucleotides long. RefSeq lists its product as uncharacterized. The coding region runs from base 45 to 1949 and encodes 634 amino acids. The transcript is spliced from 3 exons. The record is from RefSeq and is a predicted model, not a curated record. NCBI's taxonomy places the organism in Eukaryota, Fungi, Ascomycota, Dothideomycetes, Mycosphaerellales, Mycosphaerellaceae.